UGAAGUCCUUGGAAAGAUGGAUGGGACGAGAGCGAUGUUACUUCCUAAUUGAUAGAAGUCAUUAAUUAUACAACUGCUAACCGCGCGCUGCGUAUUUUUUAAUUCGUUUCCUCCCUUCUACUUUCCUUUUUCCUCCCCCCUUCGGUUAACCAGUCGUUCUUUCCUACAAAUUAAAUAUAAGAUUGCUGGCGAAAGCGAUUGUCUUUCCGUCCGAAUAUACUAAAACUUGUCUAAAGCGGAACCUGCCUAAACGGAGCGACUUUCUACCUUCAAAAACAACCUGUUCGAAACGAUACCGGUUUACACAGGUUUGAUUGUACGUCCUGUCUGUUAGCCGGUGUUAAAAGCCGUGUUGUAACCCAAACACUUCGUAAUUUGGCCGCUUCGGUCACCUGUUUUUAGUGUUCUUUCUACAGUUCAGGUGUAUGGAGCUUGCUGCAAAGGUUUACCUUUCGAGCUGCACGUUUUUUAGGUUGUACGUCCCGUCUGUUAGCGCUUAAACGUUUGUUUGUUGGUGUUAAAAGAGCAUUCGUAACCCAACGCUUCUUAAUUUGAUGGGUUUGGGCACGUGUUCGGAGUAGUCUUUCGUCAAAAUGGCGUUUUCCAGGUAUCUGGAACACCGAGUGUGUUUAUCGCGUGGAAUUUGUUCCAUUCUUAUCUCGUUAUCUAACUCGGUUUCAACACAUCCCACACGAAUUUAUGAAGGGGAAGAUUACCAAGUUAUGUCACUGAAUGAACGGCUUAAGGCACAUCACUCUCCGGAUCUGCGAUCCGGGGUAUUGGCUCGGAGUAAGUCGUGCGGGGUCCUGGUGUCACACCAUCGCUCUCCCUCCGGAAGCGGUUCCCUAGUGCAUUCCAGUUCGGAUGGAAGCAGCAGUAACAAUAGCAGCUUGUCACGUGCCAGUGGAUCCGUUUUGGGUUCCAAUUACAGCCCAAACACGACGCGCAGGCUCUUGCAAAAUAUCAGUGCCACGUGGAGUGGAAAGCCACCAAAGGUUCCACGUCCCGGAAGAAGUGCUAUAAUCUUUCAGGCGGUCUGUAAAGGCCUUAGAGAGUGUAUAAAAGUCACACACAGAGAUAUUGAGAAGUUCAAAGUCUCCGUCGAGGAAUUAUCGUCUGCCGGAUCUUCUCAGUAUCAGGGCAGAAUCUAUGACUUGGAGAAGCAAUUAAAGGCUGCCGAAAGAUAUUUAAAGAAGCUGGAAUACCACUUGUCAAAGAUUGAAGAGCUAAAAGAACAGUAUGACGUACAACAGAAAAUGAGUGAUGGUGUCAGGACGAUGGCACAGGCAUUUGUUCUCUCUCCGGGAAAGGAACGGGAGACUGCAUUAAACAGCGUACGUUCGGGGUACAAAGAAUGUGUCGACACAUUAUGCAGACUGGAAGCAGAGUUGGAAAAUAUGAUAGGGACAUUGUUGUUUCAAAUAAAAGGAAUACAAGGAUUUGCAAGGUUAUGUGCUGGAGACGUGUUUACAAUAACUAUAAAACAUGGGGAACAGAAAUGGAAGACCAGAGGAAAAAUUCAGAAGCACGGCAAACAAUCAUGGGAUAACCAUCAAGUUAUGUUUAAGGCUCUUCUUGGUGAUGUUUUGUACAUAAAGGCUGUCGAAGUGAGAACUUUAGGAAAAAGCAUUUUGCUUGGUAACAAAUACUGCGAAACCAAAGAUCUCUUUAGUGCGCAUCCACAGUUGAUGACCAUUAACCUUAAUCCUAGUGGAUCGUUAAAAUUAAACCUUAUCGUCACUUGGAAUCCCCUACAUUGGUAUCAAGAUGAACAGUCAUCAAAACCAGUACCACCUCUAUUAGCUAUUUUCAAUUCUCCUUCAAUGCGAUGGCAUACAAACAUGCACCCACCCAUCCAAGAAACAUCCCCUCCUUCUCCUUCAGAAAAUCAAUUUUUGGUGAAGAGUGAAACUCUGGAUAACAAAAAAUUGCUCUACACUCCAGACAGUGAGAAAAAGGUGGAAUUCAGUAGCGGCAGUAGUACCACCAGUGCCUCUGCUCAUAGUUCGGUUUUAACAAGUCCAGACUUAGAAGUGAUGCCGACAAAUGCAUUAAGAUGUUCUCCAAAGAUACAUGGUAGUGUGGAAGCUAUGGAAAACCAUAACAUGUUGGUGGAGGAAACAUCGCAGAAGUGGCCAACGACGAAGAGCGGUGAUAGUUCAGAAUGUUGCAGCAUAGACUUUGGCAAUUCUUCUCGGACUUCCGAAUUAGAAAGCGCGACCUUACAGGAAGUUGUGCAUGUACUUUCAUCUUCUCUGGAAGAUAUUCAAGGGCAGUAUCCAGAGCUGAAUCAAUUGGAACAAUAUAUGGAAGAAUUGGAGAGGAUACUAAGAAGUACUAGCAGAAGAGGAUCUCUCGGUUCAAGCAUCAGCAUAUCAGUACAAAGUGCCUUGGGUUGUUUCGACUUCCUAAACUCGGCUACGGAUAGUGAAGAUGCCGAAUUUGAGAACGAGAGUGGAAGGACAGAAGACGAGAAAAUACUGGAUCCGGAGCUGACAGCAAAGACGUCGGACUCUGGAAUCGCAUCAUUGGCGAGGCAGUUGAAAACGGACGACAGCCAAUGCAGCAGCAAUCCUAGUUUUGGUCUGAGCCCUCAGCCGCCGUCGACUGGAUCAGACAUGUUAGAUUUAUUACUAAUUUCGCACUUAGUAUAUUGCCAAAGAUUAAUAGAAAAUCUCGGAUCAUAUGGACCGCUGAAGUGCCGUGAAAUCUAUUCGUUGGAUAAAUUAAAGAAACAGUCGGUGAUUAUUGGAAAGUUGUUGGAGUUAAUUGCAGCUAACGAGGAAGGAAGAAGCAUUAGUGGAUUAAGCGUGUUAGAGAAUGAAGAAAUGAGGCAGAUUUGGGAACAGUUUAGUGGAGGUGGCGAGUCACUGUGCGUAACAGUUGAGCACGUUUUGCUUCCACUAGAACACAUCGUGCAGUCUUCGUUAAAUAAUGCUCCACACUACAUUGUAUCUGAAGUUUCCAGGUUACUAAUAUGCCGUUUAUUAGACACAAGCAAAUUUGAUUCCGACAAAGUGAUCACAGUUUUUCACAUUCAACAAUACUUUGGAAAAAGAAAAUCCAUCAUAAAUCACAUUCAGGACAUCGCCGAUGAAGUUAACAUUCUGGAAAUUCUGCAAUCCAGAGAUCCAGAUCAGAUCAAACAAAUACUCUCUGCACUCCGUAAGUGCGUACCUGUCAGCGAAGUGUUAUUUUCAAUUUCUCAAUUGCUGAUCGGUCACAAUUCAGUGAUAACCAGACUUGCAGAAUCAUAUUUAAAAGAUGCUUCCAGAAGAUCUCUAAGAGAAGAGAUGUUAACAGUGUUCUUAGAAGGAUUAGAAAGAGAACACGAUGCAAUACGUCAGUCUUCCUGCGCAGCACUCUCCGUUUUGGAGGCUACCGAAUACAUGGAGCAGCUGGUGUACCUAACCUAUGCAGACAAGAAUUUUAGAGUUCGACAGCAGGCGAGAGAUGCCCUGUUAUCAUUUGGAGAAGAAGGACGAAAGGCCUACGAAGAAUCGCAGCUGUUCACGCACGGCUUUCAAAGCCUCAAUUUUCUGUUGUGA
Messenger RNA from Centruroides sculpturatus (bark scorpion), 3548 nucleotides. RefSeq names its product rho family-interacting cell polarization regulator 1-like. Bases 594 to 3548 code for a protein of 984 amino acids. Lineage: Eukaryota; Metazoa; Arthropoda; Arachnida; Scorpiones; Buthidae. The record is from RefSeq and is a predicted model, not a curated record. The transcript has 15 exons.